Messenger RNA from Arabidopsis thaliana (thale cress), 1894 nucleotides. Its product is annotated as DNA mismatch repair Msh6-like protein. Gene Ontology annotation, cellular component: plasma membrane. The transcript has a single exon. NCBI's taxonomy places the organism in Eukaryota, Viridiplantae, Streptophyta, Magnoliopsida, Brassicales, Brassicaceae. The record is from RefSeq and is marked reviewed. Gene Ontology annotation, biological process: auxin-activated signaling pathway. The coding region runs from base 391 to 1491 and encodes 366 amino acids.
UCCCACAAAGCUACUACAUAUAUAUUGAGAAAAAUAAAGAAAUUAAACUUAUAUUUCUGACAAAAUUAAAAAUAGAAAUGUUGUUGCCAACAACUAUAUUAUUCCAGUCUGGCACCCAAUUCCACCUACGCAAAAACAGUAAAUAAAAUAACACGUGGCAAUAACACUAUUUUGGCUGAUAAAGACUCUUUCACUUUAAUUCUUCUUCUUCUUGUUCCUCAUACACACACACUACUACUACUCUCAUCUCUCUCAUAUCAAACAGAAGAAACAAAGCGUGCCUCUUCUCUCUUUCUUCAUCAUUCUCAUCAAGCUUUCUUCUUCACCAAAUUCCCAACACUAUCAUUCCCUUCUUCCUCUAUAAAGAAUCAUCACUUCUUCUUCUUCUCAAUGGAUCCUUGGGAUACUUAUAACAUACCACUAGACCACCAACACCGUCUCCGUAACCGCCGUGACCACCGUCAUCCUUCCUUCUCCUCUACUCUCCUCGACCAAAUUUACCGCUCCAUCGACGAUUCCUCUACUAACUCCUCAUCCAUGAGAAAAACCAAACAUCAGAACCGCGAGGACACGCGUGUUUCUGCUAACCGCCGCGACGAUUUCAACAGAUCCAAGAAUCUUAAAACCAUAGAACCUGUUUUCUUCAAACAUUCAAGCUCAAGCUCCUCUGACUCAAGCGGAUUCUCGUCUUCCGAGUCUGAUUAUUUCUACAGACGAUCUAAAUCCUCGCCGGCGAUUUCUCAUCCUAAACCGAUACGAACCACCGUGGAACGAUUCGAAAGAUCUCCUCAGAAUCACCGACCUAACAGUAGUAAUAAACAAGAACAUGGAAGCUUUCUCAAAACGAAAUCUAAAGCGUUGAAGAUUUAUAGCGAUUUGAAGAAAGUGAAACAACCGAUUUCUCCCGGUGGUCGUCUCGCUACUUUCCUUAACUCCAUAUUCACCGGCGCCGGAAACACUAAAAAACUUAACAAAAUCAACACAACCGUCACUUCCACCACCGCCGCCGCCGCCGCAGCGUCAUCAACCACUACAUGCUCCUCUGCUUCAUCAUUCUCCAGAUCUUGCUUGAGCAAAACGCCAUCGUCUAGCGAAAAAUCGAAAAGAUCCGUACGUUUUUGUCCCGUCAACGUCAUCUUCGACGAAGACUCCUCCAAGUACAACAACAAGAACAACAAAGUGUACGGAAACAACGAACGUGAAUAUGAAUCCAUUCGUCAUACUCUAGAGAACCGAGUCAUGGAAGAGAAUCGUCGUGUAAUCGAAGCAGCUAAAGAACUUCUGAGAAGUUACCAGAAGAAGAAUAAAGAAGUCAUUGAAGUCUCCGUCGAAGACGAUGAAGAAGACGACGAUGAUGAUGCGUUGAGUUGCACAAGCUCUGAUCUGUUCGAGUUGGAUAAUUUGUCGGCGAUAGGAAUCGAUAGGUAUAGAGAGGAGCUUCCGGUUUACGAAACAACUCGCUUGAACACUAAUCGUAUCAUUUCUAGAUGAUUAUAAUAAUUAAUUACUUGGUUUGAGGUGGAUUAGCGAUUUUCUGAGUUAUAUGUUAUAGACUUAAUAGUGUUUUACUAGUAGUAAAUUUUCUGAGUUUUGUAUUACUAAUUACUUUAGAUUUGAUUAUAGAUAAGUACUAAAUUAAAUACAACUUUGAAAUCAAGAAGCGCCAGAGAGAAGAUCAUUGAAGAUGAGUUGAAAAUUAAAAAAGCAAAAGGCAGAUUUUCUAACCUUUGUCAUCAAUUUGGACAGCAAUGUGAAGUUGAUUUUUUUUUUUUCAUGUCACCUGAUGGGAUCCACCCAUUAAUAUAUUUAUAGUAUUAUGGUUUCUAUUUUCAUUAUUUGUUUCUACUUAUAUUGUUUUAUUGAGUUAUACUGACCAAUCAAAAACAAUAUGGAC